This is a messenger RNA of Chara braunii, 3736 nucleotides long. Lineage: Eukaryota; Viridiplantae; Streptophyta; Charophyceae; Charales; Characeae. The record is from the annotation of a GenBank genome assembly.
GUAAGCACGUCAGCAGGACACGUCAGUAUUGCCACGUCAGCAGCAAGGGAUACCACAUCAGCAGGCACUGGUCUGGUCUAUGCUGUUGCGUUCACAGACAGUAGUCAUGGACCAGAAGGCCGGGAAAACAGGCGAGGCCUAUCAGGCCGGCAUGUUAGCUUGGAGUACCGAGACAAAGAAGCGGGUAGAUGACACUGCCGCAGCAGCCAAGAAAAGGGCAGAGGAUGCUGAGCAGACACGUCUGCUGGCCGUGCAACAACAGCGCCAGCACGACGAGGCAGCAGCAAGGGCUGCCAACGAAGAAAGGACACAGCAUCGUGAGAAGAUAUUCACCAGAGAGCGGGCAUUACUUACCAUGGCUGCAGAAUGGCGAAGCGAGGCCGAGAACAGCCAGUUGGAGGACAGCGCAAACAAGAUAGCGCUCCUCCUCUCGCAUCUCACGGAUCUCCUGGCAACCUGCAUUACACAGCAGGCGAAGAUCCUUGUUCUCGACAACUCGGUAGCUCAGCUCCAAAACCGCCUUCAGCGGGUGGAGCAGCGACCAGUCGCCGCCGCCGACGCAGGCUCUUCCAAUACUGCCGACCGCCUCACCGCAUUGGAGAUGUGCGUCGGCUCCCUCCAGGAUGGCGCACAGUUACAGCAGACCGCGACGCAACAAUUGCAGCAGCGGAUCUGCACUACCGCCACUACCUCGAGUCUUGAGCCGCGCGAGACAGCUCCUAAGUUCGAUGGGCAGGAGAUCUUCCGCGACUCAAUCAAGACAGAUCCAAUUCCGUGGUUUCACAAGUUCGAGCUCACGCUGCAGCUCCACAACGUCAAGGAAAACAAGCACCACGCUUACUUGUACUCUCGCUCAGGGGGCGCGUGUCAGGCGUGGUUGGACAACUUGUUGUCUAAGUACGGAGUGGUAGCAGCGGACUUGCACACCAUGAUCAGCUGGGAUGAUCUGAAGGCGGCGUGGCACAAGCGGUUCCAGGUGGAGCUGCCAGAGAUCAAAGCCAUGGACAAGCUCAUGGUCUUCGAACAAGGCACGCUGCCGAGUACGGACUGGAUCGCCGAGUACCAACGCUUGACGUUAGUCCCAGACAUCCGGAUGGGAUUCAAGGCCAUCCGCCACUACUUCAUCUCAAGGUCAUGUCUAGCAUUGAGCAGUGCCCUGACGCACGUCGAGGACACCUUGACGACGACGGCGGAAUUAUUCGACAAGGCUGCGCAGAUCAUCGUUACAAACAAGGAGGCCAAGAACCUCUGUUUAUCUGCGUCAGGCCUGAUUGGGAACCAGCAUCGGCCACGAGUGGCCGUGGUCGCAGCGGCAGCGCCGUUAGACCAAACAAGCGAGGCUGCGUCUGCCAAUGAAGGAGACAGAUUCGCAGCCGUUGGGCAACCGUCCUGCAACGCUUUGCUGGAUAGCAGCGCAACUUGCAACUUCAUGAGCCAGUCUUUUAUGCGAAGAGCUGGCCUUGGCGCACAAGCUCGGAGAAAGGCAAACUCGACGACGAUCAAGUUGGCGGAUGGACAGACGCAGCAACUACUCGACCGUUACAUCGAGGCCGUACCGGUCUACUUCGCACCUCAUGCAUGCGAACCGGUGACAUUCGAUAUUCUCGACACGGACUUCGACAUCAUUCUGGGAAUGCCUUGGCUUGCAAGUGCGGAUCACACGGUCAACUUCCAUCGGCGGACUCUUAGCGUUCGCGACGCCUUCGGCGCGGAAGUGGCGUGUACGAUUCCUCUAUCGCAUUCUUCGAUCCCGUGCCAAGUGGUGACGGCCAAAUCAUUCCGGGCGACUUGUGCUUACGAGCAGCCCGAGGAGAUCGGCAUAUGUUUCCUACGGACCAUCGCGGUAGCCGACUCUUCACCCACGGACUUGUCUUCGGACCCCCGUGUGGUACGGUUGCUGGACGAGUUCGCCGACAUUUUUGAGUCACCUACCGGUGUGGUGCCGGGUCGGCCGAUCUCUCGCGAGAUCAUUCUUGAGGCCGGUGCCGUGCCACCGAAAGGUUGCAUCUAUCGGAUGAGCGAGGAGGAGCUUGAGGUACUCCGCGCACAACUCGACGAUUUGUUGGCCAAGGGCUGGAUCCGCCCGAGUAGCUCCCCAUAUGGAGCACCAAUUCUCUUCGUCAGGAAGAAGAACAAGGAUCUACGAUUGUGUAUCGACUACCGCAAGCUCAACGCGCAAACCGUCAAGAAUGCGGGGCCUCUUCCUCGCAUCGAYGAUCUUCUCGAGCGACURGGCGGUGCGAAGUAUUUUUCCAAGUUGGAYUUGAAAUCAGGAUAUCAUCAAAUCUCGAUUCAGCCGAACGAUCGCUACAAAACCGCAUUCAAGACGCGGUACGGGCAUUUUGAGUGGGUGGUCAUGCCUUUUGGCCUCACCAAUGCCCCGGCGACGUUCCAGGCGGCGAUGACCAAUGAGUUCCGUGCAAUGUUGGACCGGUUCGUGCUGGUCUACUUAGACGAUAUUCUCCGCUUCAUCAAAGGCUACUCCAAGAUCGCGGUCCACUUGAACAAGCUUCAGUGCGAGGAUCGGCCGUUUGACUUUGGAGAGCAGGCGCGAGGAUCCUUCUUCGCUCUCAAAGCCGCGCUAUUGUCUGUGGAGGUCUUGCGAAUCUACGACCCGCUCGCGCGUACACGCGUCACUACGGAUGCGUCAGGCUAUGGUAUUGGUGCAGUCCUCGAGCAACAUGAUGGUGUGGACUGGCACCCGGUCGAAUACUUCAGCAAGAAAGUGCCUCUUGUGCAUUCCAUUGACGAUGCACGCAAGAAGGAGCUCCUCGCCUUCGUCCACGCGCUCAAGCGGUGGCGGCACUUCCUCCUUGGUCGAAGCCAAUUUCGCUGGGUGACGGACAACAAUCCGUUGGUCUUCUACAAGACCCAAGACACCGUCAACAACACCAUCGCGCGAUGGAUGACUUUCAUUAACCAGUUCGACUUCUUUCCCGAUCACAUUCCCGGAAAGUCGAACCGUUUUGCGGAUGCAAUCUCACGUCGUCCGGGUCAUUGUACCGCAGUCUACUCGACCUUCGAGAUUGACGACGACCUGCGGAACAACUUCAUCCGCGGCUACCAAGCCGACCCCGAUUUUCGCGACAAGUACGCGAAUUGCUCCUCUCCUAAUCCGGCUCCUUCUCACUAUCGGAUCCAAGAGGGGUACUUGCUUGUCCACACGCGGGGGAAAGACGUUCUUUGCGUACCGAGUGAUCCUCACUUGCGUACACGACUUCUUGGCGAGUUCCACGACGCUCCCGCCACUGGACAUUUUGGAGUCAAUCGCACGAUUGGCCGACUUCGCCAGCGAUUUUGGUGGCUCGGCCUUCUCGGCGACGUCACGCGCUAUUGCGAGUCAUGUGAGGUUUGCCAACGCUGCAAAUCCCGCAACCAUCGUCCGUACGACGAGUUACGACCAUUGCCAGUCCCGUUGCGGCGAAGGGAAGCGAUUGCCAUGGACAUUACCAGCCCGUUCCCCAAGCACAAGACCGGAGUGGAUGGGAUUCUCACGGUGGUCGACCGACUCACCAAGUUCGCCAUGUUUCUGCCUUGCCGCUAUCAUAUCAAGGCACCGGAGUUGGCCGAGGUUCUCUAUGCCCGUUGGAUUCGCACCAAGGGUUACCCCAAGGAGAUCGUCUGCGACCGCGACACUCGGUUCAUGUCCGAUUUUUUAUUAGCGUUCAUCAAGCGAUGGGGCUCAUCUCUAAAGCCCAGUUAAGCUCGCCACCCUUAGACCGAUGGCCAGACGGAG